AUGCCGGUGAAUUCUUGAUGACUUUGGUUAACGAAUUCUCUUCAUCAUUGCAGACCUGCGAGACGAUCGCAAAACUGGCGGCGAAAUUGAGAAAUGGACGCUGCCAGGAUUGCCUACGCCUUUUUUAUCCUCUUAUUGGCUCUAGGGUUCGGCUUACUUCAUCGCUGGCACGUCUCGACGCUUUUCGAAAAUGACAGGCAUUUCUCCCAUCUGUCCGAGAUGGAGAGAGAAAUGUCUUUUCGAACCGAAAUGGGAAUGUAUUACUAUUAUUACAAAUUAAUGAUUGAAGCUCCGACUUGGCAUGAGGGCCUCGAGAGAUUAAGAAAUGACAACCUGUCACAGUAUCCUAAAGUAAUAAAUGCAGAUAGGACGUACAAUUUAUUUCCAGAGAUUUAUGCUGGAACGCUGUAUCGUUUAGCAGAAUCAUUGGGUCUUCUUGGAGAGUCCCAGUGCUGGCAGACCGAGAGAGGAGAUGGGCUCUCUACAGUGAUGAGCUGCCAAGGGCUGUCAGUCCCAUCCUAUUUUUAUAUCGCCAUUGUCUGGUCCCUAGCCAUGAUGACUGGAUCAGUCCUCUUCCUCUAUGCUACUUACCUGAGUGGAUCAAUUUACGGUGGAUUGAUCGCUAUUUUAGCUUUUUUCUUCAAUCACACUGAAUGCACAAGGGUCCAGUGGACACCACCACUCAGGGAGAGCUUUGCCUACCCCCUGUUGCUCUUGCAGAUGUUCAGGGUCACCAUGUGCCUCGACAAAUAUUCCUCUGAGAGGAGAAAAUUCACGUGGAGGAACGUCUUAUGGGACAACGCUUACGCUGACAUCUUCAUAGUAACGAAGCUCUGCCUGUUCAGCUGGCAGUUCUCGCAGUUUAUCUUCACGAUUCAAAUAAUAAUUCUCCUGAUCCUCCAGUGGCUCAGGAUUAUUCCACGCUACGUAACCCUGUACUUGCUCUUCCACCACAUAAUCGCCAUUGCCUUUACCUUCUACCAAGGCCCAACGGUCAUCAAUUCGAUGUACACCUGCCUGGUAGUGGGUGCAACGUACGUCAACCUGUUGAAUUCCCGCGUGGAUGGCCUCUGGAAUCCCUAUCUCCUUCUAUUUUCUGAUAUCCUAGGAACCAUAGGCUCCGCCCGAUUUGUGAAAUCAGCGAUCAUUGAUUAUGACGAUUACCAUCACAUCUACAAUCUUGUCAGAUCCAAAUUAUCAGGAUUCAGGGAUUUUCACACGAUGCUGUACACCUGCUCCCCUGAAUUUGAUUUUCUUCCAUACGAGACCUACGAAAUUAUCGUCAAGACAUUUCUACUGCCCACUGCAAUACUGGCUGGAUUUUUGGCGAUUUAUUUCUGGUACAGAGACUUCAGAAUGAGGGGAUAUUCGCAGUGCAUUGAGCCAGGUAUUGCGUACAAUGGACUUCAGACUGGUGCAUUCAUUGUUAUGGCGUUUUUAGUUAUGAGAUUGAAAUUGUUUAUGACUCCCCACUUGUGCAUUAUCGCUGGAAUGGUUUUCAGUCGGAAAUACCUCGCUCUGGUUGGAAUUAAAAGGGAACAUGUUAGACUUACGUUUUUUAUCACUCUUGUUGCUAUUAUGACUUAUCAUGGGGCACAACGGGUUCAGGUGGAGCGCCAGUUUUAUGGGGAAUAUAGUAAUAUUGAACAGGAGCAGUUGUUCGAUUGGGUUAAUGCGAAUACACCGAAGAAUGCAGUUUUUGCUGGAAAGAUGUCUAUAAUGGCUAAUCUGCUGCUGGCCACUGGACGACCAAUUGUUAAUAAUCCAUAUUAUGAAAGUACGGAGAUGAGGGACAGGACAUUGAAAGUCUACGAGAUCUACAGUAGAAAAGACGCAGCUGCUGUCUACGAGACUCUCAGGAAAAUGCAGGUUGAUUAUUUAGUACUCGAUGAGGGGAAUUGCUACGGCCUUGGAGCUGGGAAAUCUGGCUGUCGAAUGGUGGACCUCUGGGACUUCUCGGACAAUGGUCGAGCUAAACGACUUGGAAAACGUCCUCUCUGUCCCAUUUUGUACAGCGGAAGUGCCCAUCCUUUCCGGAGAGUAUUUGCAAACAAUCAUUAUGUUGUUCUAAGACUGGACUAUUCUACUUACGUCGAAUUAAAGCCUAAAACGCCGAUUCUGAUGCUGUCGUGAAGGCCAUCUUUGUGAAAUUAUUUUAAAACGGUAACGUCGAAAAAAAGUUAUGGAAAAGCUUGUCACAUUCACUGGGAUAUUUUAUAGUUUUUUAAUAAAUCUUACUUGUUUGCACAAUUGCUAGAAUCACUUAUUGGAUUUCUAUAAAAUUUUUAUAGAUUAUUCUAUUAAUUAAAAAAUAUUCAUUUUUCUUUUAAAAGAACUUUUUUUGUUAGUUGAAAAAGUUGAUUUUGAAUAUUCGGUACAUCUUGUUUUUAUCUAUAAAUAAUAAAUGCAAGUUAAUGAAUUGUUAUUAAUUGUUAUUAUCUGUAAGAUUUAAACAAUUAUGUUUUUUGAUGCUUGCAAUUAGGAGUAAACAUUCUUAAUAGGAAUAAAAAUUCAUGGAUUUUUUAUAAAAUAUCCUAGUGAAUGCAAUAGAUUCUUCUGUGAAAUCAUGUGUUUUCUCACCGUGAUAGCUAAUUCAAUAAAUGUGCAGAUAUUUUUCUAA
This is a messenger RNA of Fopius arisanus, 2620 nucleotides long. RefSeq names its product C-mannosyltransferase dpy-19. The coding region runs from base 94 to 2133 and encodes 679 amino acids. Gene Ontology annotation, cellular component: nuclear inner membrane. The record is from RefSeq and is a predicted model, not a curated record. The transcript is spliced from 9 exons. Lineage: Eukaryota; Metazoa; Arthropoda; Insecta; Hymenoptera; Braconidae. Gene Ontology annotation, molecular function: mannosyltransferase activity.